AUGGGUUUACAAGGGUUGUUACAGAAGGUGUCAUUUCAGAAUGAUAUUGGAACAUCUUCUUCUGAAAGUAACAAGAAUGUUGAGUCACCAGUCCCUUAUAACAAACCUAUCAUCAUCCAUGCACCCCCUAGUCAAUCUUCUAAGAAACCAGUCAUAGCCCCUGUUCCUCCUUAUAUACCUUUUCCACAAAGGUUGAGGAAUCAGAAAGAGGAGUUGCAAUUCAAAAAGUUUCUUGACGUGUUCAAACAGCUACAUAUCAACAUCCCAUUGGUUGAAGCUAUUGAACAAAUUUCAAGUUAUGCAAAAUUCCUCAAGGACAUUUUGAGCAAGAAGAAGAAACUGAACGAAUUUGAGACUGUGGUUCUAACAGAAGGUUGUAUCGCCCUCCUUUCAAAUAAAAUUCCCUCUAAACUCAAAGAUCCCGGGAGUUUCACAAUUCCCUGUUCAAUAGGUGAGAAAAAAUUUGGAAAGGAUUUAUGUGAUUUAGGUGCCAACAUUAACCUCAUGCCCUUGUCAGUAUUCAAUACCUUAGGCAUAGGUGAGGCUAGACCAACCACAGUUACCCUUCAGUUAGUAGAAAAAUCCAUAGCUCACCCAAAAGGAAAAAUUGAGGAUGUACUAGUCCAAGUGGAUAAAUUCAUUUUUCCCGCUGACUUCAUCAUUCUUGAUUUUGAGGCUGAUAAAGAGAUUCCAAUCAUCCUAGGAAGACCAUUCUUAGCAACCGGUAGGACUUUGAUUGAUGUUCAGAAAGGAGAAUUGACUAUGAGAGUGAAUGAUCAGGAUGUCACUUUUAAUGUUUUCAAAUCCAUGAAAUACCCUGAUGAAAAAGAUGAGUGUUCUAACUUGAGUGUCAUUGAGUCCUUGUGCCACAAAGAAGGAGUUAAAUCUAUGUUAGACUUAAGCAAGACUGAAGUUGUUGAGGAGAUAAAACAUGGAGAGGAAAGUGAGAUCACCCUAUUGCAAGACACCUUUGCUUUUGAGCUAUUGGAAAGAGAGUGGAAAAACCCAUGCCACAUCUAUUGA
Messenger RNA from Cynara cardunculus var. scolymus (artichoke), 1023 nucleotides. RefSeq lists its product as uncharacterized. Bases 1 to 1023 code for a protein of 340 amino acids. The record is from RefSeq and is a predicted model, not a curated record. The transcript has a single exon. NCBI's taxonomy places the organism in Eukaryota, Viridiplantae, Streptophyta, Magnoliopsida, Asterales, Asteraceae.